This is a messenger RNA of Haliotis rufescens (red abalone), 10033 nucleotides long. RefSeq lists its product as uncharacterized. Bases 581 to 9187 code for a protein of 2868 amino acids. The transcript has 2 exons. Lineage: Eukaryota; Metazoa; Mollusca; Gastropoda; Lepetellida; Haliotidae. The record is from RefSeq and is a predicted model, not a curated record.
UACAGUGCUGCUUUGUGAAGCAGCGGGAGGGUUGUCAGUUGUAUGGAAUGGUGUGAAUUGCAAACCAAGGUCAUGACGGUGAUCAUGACAUGAAUUGAAUGAUGGCGGAAACAUACUCUGCUUGAGUGUACUCUAUUAUGGGAUGUGAUUGGGCACCCAGCCAUGGAAACUCCUACUUACUCACUCCAUUGCCUUGGUGAAUGAUGGUCACUCAUCAAAACCAAAGAAUGGUGGACUCUUCUCUUGGGAUGAUGCUUUCUGGAGGGGAAAGACGUUCUGCACAAGACCUGAUUCCUCUUCUUCAACCUUCGAGGAGGUGGAGUCCUUAUGCCUGUCCAAGUCUUCCUCAUCUGCAGAGUCUGUCAAUGAGAAGAGGCUGUCCCUGUCUUCAGCUGUGACUAACUCGUUCACCAGACAGAGCUCCAUCACCAGCAACUCUACUGGGACAUCCAGUGGGCAUUUGGCAGACAGAGAUUGUUCUAGUUCUGAGAACAGGUCAAGAGCAGCUAGUUCUGUAGGAUCUCUUGUCGAUGAUUUUGACAGAUUUGACUCACCACAUCAGUUGUCUGAUAAUAAUUAUAUGGAUAGAAUUUUCCAGCGUGUUUUGGAAUGGAAUGUUGGUGAAACUUCAAGUGAUUCUAUGAAGUUUAGAAAUGUUGGUGCCAUUAAAACACGCUCAGCCUCUUCAGGUUUACUAGAUUUAAGAGUUACAGCUGAUAAGAAAGCACGCCAGAAGGUUUUAAUCAUCCCAGAUGAAGAGGAAGGUGAUAUUCCUUUUGCUAAAUUGAAAUUCGCCCAUAAACCAGAUUUUCAAGAAAUAGCUGAGAUAAGCUCAUUGAAAGAAAUGUAUCCUGUCAGUCAAAGUGUAAAAUUUAGACCUCAUCUGAAUGGUGAUUCCAGUGGAAAAAGUAACCGCAGCUUCAGCAUAUCCACUUCUUCAUUAAGCACAGAUGUCUCCUCUUGGCAAGAAUCUAACAAGCGAGAUGCGUUCCAAAGACGAAACACGUCAAAUUUCACUGAUUCCAACCAUAACCAGAGACAGCACUGCACCAGUGAAGACAAUCCUCCCUCCUUCCCUCCUGCCCAACCCCUAGAUUACUAUCCUCCUUUUAACCCUUUCCUGCCAGUUAAUGCAGAACGCAUCUUGAUCAAUCUUGGGUUCAGUGGCUCAGAUUGUUUACUGCCAGAAAGGUUCCUCAAGGAUUGGUACCAGAAGAUGGCCAAAGCACAGAAAGAAUGGGGUCAGAGUCAACAGUUCAGUGAUUGCCAGGAAAGUGUUGAUGAAAAUUCUCUACCUAGCAUGGGCACAUCCGGAAGGACAACUCCAAACCAGGUCUGUUUGUAUCCAGAGCAUUUUCCAAUGAACUGCCUCCCAGGAAAGUCCUUACAACGAUCAGCAACAGUUAGCUCCUACCAGUAUCCUGAGGGCCUUGACAUUUCCACGAAAACGCAUUACAAAGAACAAAAACGAUUUGGUGCCAGUGGAGAGUUUGGAAGCUCCAAGAGGAGGCGACAGUGGGCAAAUACAAGACAAAAGUCUUUGCCACUUUUUCUUGAAACAUUGAACGAAGAGGAUGAAAGUAGGUCUAGAAGAACAAGCAUUGACCAGUUUUCACAAUUCAAAGCAUUCCUGAAAGAGGAGAUGAUGUCUGUUAAUUCGGGGGGAUCAAGUCAGGAUAACAACAUCGAUUCAGACAGUGACUCAUCAACUUCCGCAGCCUUGAUUAACUUUUCCAAAAGUGUUUCUGAAAUCCCUGAAGCAGGUAAACAAGAUGACAACAAGUGUAUGCCUAGUAUAGCGAUUUCAACAAUGUCAGAAGUAGAUCAGAAGGAAAAGAAAGUUGCACAUGAACACAUCAGUCACGAAACCCUUCCUUCUACAGACAGCCUAGAAGUAGCAGAUAUCAUGCAGUACCAGCAAAACAAGAAUAAUGGAGCAGGGCCUCUUGAACCAGCAAUGGUGUCUAUUGUGUUGGAGGAUGUGGAUGGUAAUGUAACAGACAGUAUGUGCAACAGUACAUCUUUCCUCAGUGUUGACAACCUGCAUAUCCCUCUUUCCGGGUCUUCCUCUACAUCACCAAUACUGUCCCCUGUGACUGUUAUUGAGGUAGGAGGACUUGAUAACCAGAUGGAUAGCCUGGAUACAGAUGAAAGUACAUCAGUCUCAAAGGAAACUGACAGCCUGGCAAGCAACAAGGGAAGUUUUGAUAGUGAUCGUAGCAAAUCUGAAUCACGACCUGAUGAUUGCAAGGUGAGUAAGGUUAUUUUGGAAGGAAAGGUAAUUGGUCAUCAGAGUUGCUCAUUUCCAAACCCAGCUCUGAAGGACAUUACCAAAGAGAGGAGUGAAGCUAGUGCAAGCCAGUGUAGUUUUGUUCAAGUUGAUGAUGGAAGAUUGUCACCCAUUGUAACAUUUCCUUCGGUUCAAGUUCUGCAGGAGUGGUUUGAUGGGACAACUGAUUACUACAUUGCUCAGGAUAGAAGUGUUCAGUGUGAGAUGGAGGCCGGAAUGUUUCAGGCCCUGGAUGAAGAUGUUCAUAGUGUACAUCUCCAAGACACACAAGCAGAACAGUAUACUCAGACUGAUCCGGAACAACUGUUCUCAAAGAGUCUUUCAGACAAAUCUUCACAAAUAUCAACACAAACGGUGUCGUGUUCUGUUCAGACUACUAUUGACACUGUGGAAGAUGAUGAUGAAGAUUGUCAGUGGUUACAUCAGAAAGUUCUUGCCAGCACUAUGAUUUGUCGAAACAAAUGUGGACUGAAACAUGAUGCUGACAAAACAGUAACCACUACUCCUCCUUUGAUGGCAUUAGAUCAUAUCCUAGUUCCUCCUAGAGACAGGAGACACAGCAUUACUGAUGACUGGGUAAUCUCAAACUUUCGAGCUCAAUCACAAUCAGAAGAGAUGAGUAUUAAUCUUGAGACUGAUAUCAGUGAGAAAAAGCAUGGGGCGGAUGAAGAGAAUAAACCUACAGUGUAUCCAGAGGUUCCUGUAGAAUCAGAGUUCACUUCAGAUUCCACUGAUGGAAAGACAGGCUCACAGUGUAACGAUCAAAAGGAACUAAUGCUCAAUGAAGAUGGAUCUCCUAUGACUAAACUUGAUAUUUUUGCGAAUGAGUUCUUAACAGGAGCUGAAGAGAAGUGUUCACAGCUGAGGUUAGCUUCAGAUACGUCAUUUCCUGAUAGUGAAAGAAGGCAUUCUUUACUGUCGUCUACCCUCAGUAACGACAGUUGGGGAACCCAAAAUACAGUUAUCUACAUGCCAAAGCCACAUAGAGCAUUAUUAUCCAUGUGUAAUGAUUCUGAAGUAGGCGACAUAGACUCGGGUCAAACUAUAACACACAAGAACCACAAUGGAGGUGUCGAGAGCCCUUUUUCUACAACCUUGGAAACUUUCCAAAAGAUUAACACUGAUAAGAAGAAUUGUGAACCAUAUUUAAGAAACUCAAGUGAUUCCUUAAGCUUGAGUGUUGAUAAGGAUGAUGAUGUUGGUUCUUCAGCUAUUUCGUCCUCUAUGUCAGUGCAGUCUGACUGGGAGAUAGAUGAUAUCAGUGGUCUUGAUUCUGCAAGUGAAGCAGAUAGUGAUGGAAAUCUCCCCAAAAUUGUUAUGGAUUCAAAAGAAACAGUUUACAUCAUGCAUGGAGAAAUGGAGAUGGAACUAAUUGAUAGAUGUAUUGAUUCAUGUACAAUUGUAAAGAAUAAAGAAUUCUUACAUGAAAAGAAACAUUGUGAACCACAGUUUGGGGUGUUUGGUCUUGAUGGAAUUGGAGAAACAGAGUUAAAUGUUGCACUGGAGGAAAAUGAUUUUGGAUUCAAUAACAGAUUUGAACAGGUAUCUUUGGAAAGUGGUAAUAUACCCAAAGAUGUUAAAGAUGUGGAUAGAAAUGACUCAGAUAGCAGUUUAUCUCAGAAUAGUGGGUUAUGUCAAGGGGAAGUAUUAUCAGGGAGCAAUGACUGUGAAAAUGGAAGAGGAAGGAAAGCAAUGACUGUCCAGAAAGCUGAUGCAAAAAAGAAAUUUCUUUCUCAAUUCUUUAUCAAUACGUACACUCAGAAUCUUUCAGAGAAUGUGUCUGAACGUCGUCCACCAACAGUUGAGAAAAAUUAUAACAAGCAAAAUACUUAUUGGAAAAGUAGUUCCGGAUCACAUUUGGGUUUAUCUCAAGUGAAACAAAUGACAACAAUAUAUGAGUCUGAUCAUUCUGAGUCGGAGAGUGGUGAUGGCUGUAGAGCCCUCAGAGGGAGCAGACAUCCAGACAUCAAGAAGAGCUGUACAUGGAGUGGCAGCCACUUGCCCAAGUUUCUGCCACCAGGCAGCCGGUCCCUGACUGAUAUGACUGGUGAGAAUAGUAUGGAACAAGGCUUUGCACAGUUGGCACGGAAGGCCUUUAUUUCUCAGAAAGCAGAAAGAGUUACAUCUCCCUGUGAAUCUUCAGAUGGGGAAGCUGGUUAUGGGUCAGGACUGAGUGAAAUUCAAGACAAUACUUGUAAUGCAGCUAAACCCAUUUCAAGCUCUUUCAAUGAGAUUCGGUCUGAAAGUGGAGUUUACCGAACACUGUCUAAUGACUCUAUAGAACACAGUAUGGAACGGGCAGAAAUGGAGGACUCUCCCCCAGAACAAGAUGUGUUGCAAAUCUAUCAGGCCACAUCUGAACAGGAACAUACACAUAUGUAUUCUGAUCAGAAGAAAGAGGCCAGAUAUAUCUCCUCUAAAACAUUUAUAUUCAGUCCAACAGUUAGUGUGAAUGCUGCCAACAGUGAAAGUCAGAUGGUGAGUAAGGUAUGUAUGGCAGCACCUGGAGGUUUUCAGUUGAAUGAAGACAAUUCAUUCAUACCUAUUGUUUCUGCUAUCACUACAAAUCCCCAGACCAUGCUUACAAGCAGUUCUUUGAGAAGGACUGUCUUCCCUAGACAGAAAGGUAUUUCUUCUGUUAAACAUGGCAAUAUCUGUACAGCUCCAAGCUCUAAUAAAGUCUUAAUGACUUCAAAAAUAAAGAUGCGCCUUGUGACAUCAUUGAAUUCAAAAUCAACAUCAUCCACCAACAGCUUUUCACCAAUCACCCCUUCAUCAUCUCGGGAUGACAAUUCUGUUGAAACUUCUUCCUGUUCCUCCAGCUCUAAAUCAUUCGUUACAGAACAAGAGUCUUUAAGGACAACUACACCUGAUCAAGUGGAAACCACUAACAGUACAGCAGAGGAUGAGGUAAUGGUGCAGUCGGUAGGCCCUGCACAAACUGAAGCAUGGCUAUAUUCCUCAUCUGGACCACAAAUGAAUACAUCAAAUAAUAUGAGUCCUGACAGGAUAACAACAAGGCAGAAAAGUGUCGAGUUCAGUUUUAAAAAGGGUUGUUCCAAAAGUGAAAUAACACAAGGAGAUUUACUAGAAUCUUCUCCUUAUAGAAAUUCUUAUUCCAGUAUGCAGAUGUCUCCUAGCAUUGACAAAGAGAACCUUGCAGUUGACAUCCUUAAUGCUGAAGACAAUCAAAGCAAAUUCCAGGAUUGUAAAACAGACAAGCCUGAAGAUGUAUCAGUUCAUAAUAUGAACAAUAAACAUUCACUCAGGUCGCAAGAUGCAGAGCAGGCUCUACAUUACCAAGGCAGAUCUUCAACUCAUGUGCUGCGUGAAUCUGAAGCCUUUAAUUCAAACGGAAUUCCAUCUCAGUGCCUUUCCCAAACUAACAAUAUUUCCGUGCGGCAUCCCAGUUUGGAAAAUCCACAUGGUCUCUCCUUCAAUGAUUUAAGUACAGAAAUACACAGUAUAAGGCAGGAAAGGGAGGAGGGAAAGCGACAUAGUGUUGAAGAUGGACUUGGGAGAGUACUGAGAUCUAUUAAGAUUCAGCUAAAGCCUGUGGAAGGUGAUUUUGAGUGUAAAGAGUUGAGCCUAAUCCCUGGUUUUAAGCUUCAGCAGGGCUACAAGGAAAGGCAAGAAAAUCCCCUUGUGGCUGAACCACCACCGGCAGACUCUGAUAGACCACACAAGUCCCUGGUGGCUGGACCACCACUGACAGACUCUGAAAGACUACACAAGUCCAGGGUGACUGGACCACCACUGACGGACUCUGAUAGACUACACAAGUCCAGGGUGACUGGACCACUACUGACAGACUCUGAUAGACCACACAAGUCCCUGGUGGCUGGACCACCACUGACAGACUCUAAUAGACUACAGAAGUCCUUGGUGGCUGGACCACCACUAACAGACUCUGAUAGACCACACAAGUCCCUGGUGGCUGGACCACCACUGACAGACUCUGAUAGACUGCACAAGUCCCUGGUGACUGGACCACCACUGACAGACUCUGAUAGACUACACAAGUCCCUGGUGACUGGACCACCACUGACAGACUCUAAUAGACUACACAAGUCCCUGGUGACUGGACCACCACUGACAGACUCUGAUAGACCACACAAGUCCCUGGUGGCUGGACCACCACUGACAGACUCUAAUAGACUGCAGAAGCCCCUGGUGACUGGACCACCACUGGCACACUCUGAUAGACCACACAUGGCCAGGGUGACUGGACCACUACUGGCAGACUCUGAUAGACUACUCAAGUCCAGGGUGACUGGACCACUACUGGCUGACUCUAAUAGACCACACAAGUCUCUGGUGGCUGGACCACCACUGACAGACUCUGAUAGACUGCACAAGUCCCUGGUGACUGGACCACCACUGACAGACUCUGAUAGACUGCACAAGUCCCUGGUGGCUGGACCACCACUGACAGACUCUGAUAGACUACACAAGUCCCUGGUGACUGGACCACCACUGACAGACUCUAAUAGACUACAGAAGUCCCUGGUGGCUGGACCACCACUGACAGACUCUGAUAGACUACACAAGUCCCUGGUGGCUGGACCACCACUGACAGACUCUGAUAGACCACACAAGUCCCUGGUGGCUGGACCACCACUAACAGACUCUGAUAGACUACACAAGUCCCUGGUGGCUGGACCACCACAGACAGACUCUGAUAGACUACACAAGUCCCUGGUGGCUGGACCACCACUGACAGACUCUAAUAGACCACACAAGUCCCUGGUGGCUGGACCACUACUGGCAGACUCUAAUAGACUACACAAGUCCCUGGUGGCUGGACCACCACUGACAGACUCUAAUAGACCACACAAGUCCCUGGUGGCUGGACCACCACUGACAGACUCUGAUAGACUGCACAAGUCCCUGGUGACUGGACCACCACUGGCACACUCUGAUAGACCACACAUGGCCAGGGUGACUGGACCACUACUGGCAGACUCUGAUAGACUACUCAAGUCCAGGGUGACUGGACCACUACUGGCAGUCUCUGAUAGACCACACAAGUCCCUGGUGACUGGACCACCACUGACAGACUCUGAUAGACUACACAAGUCCCUGGUGGCUGGACCACCACUGACAGACUCUAAUAGACUACACAAGUCCCUGGUGGCUGGACCACCACUGGCAGACUCUGAUAGACUACACAAGUCCCUGGUGGCUGGACCACCACAGACAGACUCUAAUAGACUACACAAGUCCCUGGUGGCUGGACCACCACAGACAGACUCUGAUAGACUACACAAGUCCCUGGUGGCUGGACCACCACAGACAGACUCUAAUAGACCACACAAGUCCCUGGUGACUGGACCACCACUGACAGACUCUAAUAGACUACACAAGUCCAGGGUGGCUGGACCACUACUGGCAGACUCUAAUAGACUACACAAGUCCCUGGUGGCUGGACCACCACUGACAGACUCUGAUAGACCACACAAGUCCCUGGUGGCUGGACCACCACUAACAGACUCUGAUAGACUACACAAGUCCCUGGUGGCUGGACCACCACUGGCAGACUCUGAUAGACUACAAAAGUCCCUGGUGGCUGGACCACCACUGACAGACUCUGAUAGACUACACAAGUUCCUGGUGGCUGGACCACCACUAACAGACUCUGAUAGACUACACAAGUCCCUGGUGGCUGGACCACCACUAACAGACUCUGAUAGACCACACAAGUCCCUGGUGGCUGGACCACCACUAACAGACUCUGAUAGACUACACAAGUCCCUGGUGGCUGGACCACCACUGGCAGACUCUGAUAGACUACACAAGUCCCUGGUGGCUGGACCACCACUGACAGACUCUAAUAGACUACACAAGUCCCUGGUGGCUGGACCACCACUGGCAGACUCUGAUAGACUACACAAGUCCCUGGUGGCUGGACCACCACAGACAGACUCUAAUAGACUACACAAGUCCCUGGUGGCUGGACCACCACAGACAGACUCUGAUAGACUACACAAGUCCCUGGUGGCUGGACCACCACAGACAGACUCUAAUAGACCACACAAGUCCCUGGUGACUGGACCACCACUGACAGACUCUAAUAGACUACACAAGUCCAGGGUGGCUGGACCACUACUGGCAGACUCUAAUAGACUACACAAGUCCCUGGUGGCUGGACCACCACUGACAGACUCUGAUAGACCACACAAGUCCCUGGUGGCUGGACCACCACUAACAGACUCUGAUAGACUACACAAGUCCCUGGUGGCUGGACCACCACUGGCAGACUCUGAUAGACUACAAAAGUCCCUGGUGGCUGGACCACCACUGACAGACUCUGAUAGACUACACAAGUUCCUGGUGGCUGGACCACCACUAACAGACUCUGAUAGACUACACAAGUCCCUGGUGGCUGGACCACCACUAACAGACUCUGAUAGACCACACAAGUCCCUGGUGGCUGGACCACCACUAACAGACUCUGAUAGACUACACAAGUCCCUGGUGGCUGGACCACCACUGGCAGACUCUGAUAGACUACACAAGUCCCUGGUGGCUGGACCACCACUGACAGACUCUGAUAGACCACACAAGUCCCUGGUGACUGGACCACCACUGACAGACUCUGAUAGACCACACAAGUCCCUGGUGGCUGGACCACCACUGACAGACUCUGAUAGACUUACCUGGCAGGCCAGACAGAAUGAGAAGGAAGAGAAAGAGGUGAGGCUUGGUCCAAGGAGUGGAAAGGCCCUCAGUAGUGGUCUCGAGAAAAGGAGGCCUGAAUCUGCUGUGUCUGACAUUAGGUCCAAGUUUGAGCCUAGAGACAUCACCCCAAGUCACAACCAAUCAUGUGUGUCCACUCCAAAGAGACCAGUUAAUACAUAUAUCAUGAAGCUUGCCAGCAAGUUUGAAUAUAGCUGACAUUAGGUUCUAUUUUGUAGACAUGAAUUGCUUUAAUUUCAUUUGUGGUGUUCAUAAAAGGAAGCCAGAAGAAACAACAGUGUAUAUUUCUUAUUAUUUAAUAACCUGCCAUGUUGGAAACACUAACAUUGUCAACUCUUUGUAAUAUGUUACCCAACAUUCCUGUAAUGAUUUUUAUAUUAGGCCAGUCACAAUGAAAUGAUUAUAAGAAUUUGAGCUGAUAUUUUCCAAGAACGGCAGGAAGCUUGUUUCUUCAUUUUAUUUUAUUUUAUUGUUUUGAAUGGCUCUGUUGGCCCUAGCCAUGUUUCAGCCAAGUAAUGUAAGCUGCUAACCACAGGAUGCUUCAUAAGACUCGGGCGGUGGGGUUUGAUUCCUGACAUGGGUACAAGGUGUGAAGCCCAAUUCUGGUGUCCCCCAGCAUGAUAUUGCUGUAAUAUUGCGUCAAUCCAUACUCACUCACUCACUUCAUAAGAGUGAGUGAGGGUUUUUUUGGAAAUGAAGUUGGCAGUCGAAAUUCUAAGGAUCAAUCAUAGCCUUUCAUAGCCUUUUGUCUUGAAUGCAAGAAUGAAUUUGAUUUGAUAAUUUAGUCAUUAAUACUUCCCAGUUUUGAAAUUUGCCCACAAUGUGGUGUUGAAGAGAUGACCCCACCUUACAGUUGAGUUAUUGAAACUAUAUCUUCUCUUUCAAUUUAAGAAACGAGAGAUAUGGCAAUGAAUUGAUUAUAAAGAGGACAACGUAAUUCAUAUUAUCUGUUUAUCUAUUUUUCUGAACAGCAAAGUAUAUAUUUUUUGUUUCAUGUUAACCAGAUGUAAUUCUUUUUGGUGUUACAAAAUGUUCUUUAUAUCA